Cervus elaphus (red deer) is the source of this 2109-nucleotide messenger RNA. RefSeq names its product cytochrome b5. Gene Ontology annotation, cellular component: mitochondrial outer membrane; intracellular membrane-bounded organelle. Bases 119 to 523 code for a protein of 134 amino acids. The record is from RefSeq and is a predicted model, not a curated record. NCBI's taxonomy places the organism in Eukaryota, Metazoa, Chordata, Mammalia, Artiodactyla, Cervidae. Gene Ontology annotation, molecular function: heme binding. The transcript has 5 exons.
UGCCUGGGAGCCGAGCCCGGCAGCGGGGCAUGUCCCAGGGCGAGUUCGCAGAGACUGCCGCUCUUCUCCGUCCCGCUCUCCUGCUGCCUUUAGGGCCUUAGGCUCUCUGCGUUAAGAAAUGGCCGGGGAGUCCAGCAAAGCCGUUAAGUACUACACCCUGGAAGAAAUCCAGAAGCACAACCACAGCAAGAGCACCUGGCUGAUCAUACACUACAAAGUGUACGAUUUGACCAAAUUUUUGGAGGAGCAUCCUGGUGGGGAGGAAGUCUUAAGGGAACAAGCUGGAGGUGAUGCUACUGAAAACUUUGAGGAUGUUGGGCACUCUACAGAUGCUCGAGAAUUGUCCAAAACAUUUAUCAUUGGAGAGCUGCACCCAGAUGACAGAUCAAAGAUAACCAAGCCUGCGGAAAGUAUUAUUACUACCGUUGAUUCUAAUUCCAGCUGGUGGACCAACUGGCUGAUCCCAGCUAUCUCGGCACUGGUUGUAGCCCUGAUGUAUCACCUCUACACUUCGGAAAACUAAACGCAUUCUCAGAAGCCAGUGGAAGAAAAGACUGCUUUGGUCCGGGAAGAAAGAAGCCACCACUCUUAACUUUGACUGACAGAACCCUUCACCUGAAAAUAAUCUGAAUACACCUGUUUUCCUUUCCUCCUACAUUAGACACAAACCAAAACUGUUCCAUUCUUUCAACUACUGAACUUCUAGAGUGUGCCUUCUUAUUCGUCACCUUUGUUCUGAUGUUCCAUCACUACAUCAUUUGCUUAUUGUGGACAAGGUCUUUUAAAACAUACCACCAUGCUGAGCUGUCUGUUGGGUAUAUAAUUGUCUUUCAUGUUUAGAAUCUGAUUACUUGGCGGUCAUUUAAUGCUCUCGUCUUUCAGACCCAAGUUGUCCAAGGUGAGGAGGGGUGUCCUUGGGUCAUUUGUUAUGCUGCUUCAUCUAAUUGAAUGAUCAGAUUUUGCAUGUUUCUAGUGUAGGUUUUUUUUUUUUUUUUUAAGGAAAUUAAGGAAGGCCCAGAAAUAAUAGCUUAAGGAUUGCUAAUCAUUGUUCUACAAAAAACAACCGAAUAGAUAAUAAAAGGAGAAAGUGGCCUGCGAGACCUAGAAAAGAUACUCUAUCUUGUCUUUGAUUAAAAACACCAGCAGUGUCAACAAGAAGCCUGAGAACCAUGAGACAACAUUGCCGCUGUCCCAUCUCUGAGCUUAAACAGUUUGCACAAAGCUUCUGAUUGCACAGAGAUCUUCAGCUGACAGUUUCUCAGGUUCUACAGACUCUCCUUCAGAAGUGAAAACUGCUUUUGUGCCCCCAUAAGGAAAUCUUGAUUCCCUAAUCUGGCUUUUUUGGGGGAGGGAUCUAACUAGCAUUUAUAGAGUAUUUUCUUCUACUACAUCAAAAUAUGCACUUUUAAGCUCAGACGAAAGUUUGAGUGAGGUAGACAACAUUGUGGGUCACAAUUCAAAUUUAAGAGAAUCGUACAAAGCAUUUUCUAAGACUGUGAAUCAAUGAAGCUAGGCAGUAAUGAAAAAAAAAAAGCCGGAAAUAUAAAAAUACUUGCAGGUGGAACAACACACUGCCAAAUAACACGUGGGUCAAAGAGAUCUCAGAUAAUUUUAAAAUGUCUUGAACUAGUGAUUCACUAAUUUGUACAAACACACACUUGAGAUUAUGGGACAUUUGGAGUCUUGAUUUUUGGAGAAAUUUAGCUCUGGUGACAGGCCACGGGGAACUCUGGUGUGACUCUGAUUCAACCAUCCCAUUCUUGUUUAUUUUCUACCCUGUGCUUUUUUUUCCUCUCAAGAAACUUGAGAGAUGAAUUUAUAGACUCGAAGUACAUCAUAGUUAGCUAUGAUUGUCCAUUGGCAUACUAGCCGACUGACGAGCCAUGGCAUUCAUCAGAAAUAUCUAAAGCACAUUAAAGAAGUUGUUUAAAUUUCAGAGCAUACAUAGAUUUUUAUAAUCAAUGACAUGUACCACCCUCUGCCUCUUUUGUGACUGGAGGUUGGAGUGAAUGUUGGAGAGCUGUGGGGGAGGUGUCUGUAUCACAUGGGAAAAUGCCUGGCAGAGGACUACUUUGUCCAGAUUUUAAUAAACAUAUUCCUGGAACAAAA